This is a messenger RNA of Coccomyxa subellipsoidea C-169, 1305 nucleotides long. RefSeq names its product tRNA-i(6)A37 modification enzyme MiaB. Gene Ontology annotation, molecular function: 4 iron, 4 sulfur cluster binding; methylthiotransferase activity. NCBI's taxonomy places the organism in Eukaryota, Viridiplantae, Chlorophyta, Trebouxiophyceae, Coccomyxaceae. The coding region runs from base 1 to 1305 and encodes 434 amino acids. The transcript is spliced from 9 exons. Gene Ontology annotation, biological process: tRNA methylthiolation. The record is from RefSeq and is a predicted model, not a curated record.
AUGAACUUGGCAGACUCAGAACGGAUGGCUGGGACUCUGGAGAGUGUGGGGUAUGUUUGUGCCGAGGAUGCCAGCGAUGCGGAUGUCAUAGUGUACAACACAUGCUCUAUUCGUGAUAAAGCAGAGCAAAAAGUGUACAGCGCCCUAGGGAAGCAGGCAAAGCGGAAGAGGAGCAACAUGGGGGGCUUGAAAAUAGUGCUGGCAGGGUGUGUUGCUGCGCAAGAAGGAGAAACUCUCCUGCGCCGCGUGCCAGAGCUUGAUCUGGUCAUGGGACCACACCAUGCCAACAGGAUUGACCAGCUUCUGGAGCAGGUAGAUCAGGGGAGCCAGGUCAUGGCAGUGGAGCCCAUACAGAUAGCAGAAGACAUUGCUGUGCCUCGGCGAGACAGUGACUUGACAGCCUGGGUGAAUGUCAUCCAUGGGUGCAAUGAAAAGUGCACGUACUGUGUGGUGCCCAACACGAGGGGUGUUGAGCAGAGCCGCGCUCCAGAAGCCAUACGGAGGGAGAUGCUUGCUUUGGGCGAGGCAGGCUACAAGGAGGUGACGUUGCUGGGGCAGAACAUCGAUGCAUACGGCCGUGACCUGCCGGGAUCGGCAGAGGAUGGCUCCGGACGACGCGCGUGGACCUUCACAGACUUGCUGCAGCAUGUCCAUGAUGUGCCGGGCAUUGAGCGCAUCCGAUUUGCCACGUCACACCCCAGGUACUUCACAGAGCGGCUGGUGCGCGCGUGCGCAGAGCUGCCGAAGCUGUGCGAAUUUUUUCACAUCCCAUUUCAGAGCGGCGACAAUGACAUCCUGCGAGAGAUGAAGCGGGGCUACACGCAUGAGCGAUACAGGAGAAUCAUUGAUAACAUCCGGCGGCAUAUGCCGGAUGCAUCUGUGAGCGGGGAUGCCAUUGUGGGCUUCCCCGGAGAGACGGAGGAGCAGUUUGAGAUGACAUGCGCGCUGGUGAGGGAGGUGGGGUUUGACCGGGUGAACACAGCGGCGUACUCGCCGCGGCCCAACACGCCAGCUGCAGAGUGGCCCAACCAGAUUGCCGACCUGGUGAAGAUGGACCGCCUCAACCGCCUCAACCGCAUUGUCAACGAUGUUGCAGAGGAAAGGGCGCAGAGAUUUCUGAACCAUGAUGUCGAGGUUCUGGUGGAGGGGCCAAAUCCCAGGAAGAGCGGCGAGGCUGUGGGUAGGAACAGGCAGAACAAGCUGGUUUUCUUCCCAGGGGAUGGCAAUAGCAUGAAGGGGCAACUGGUCAACGUGCAUGUGGACAUGGUGCAUGCGUAUACCCUGUUUGGCCAUCAGGUCGCCUGA